GCCGAAAGCAAACUCAGCGACAAGAGCAUCUACCCGACCUUCGCCCGGACGAUCCCGACCGACGACCUCCUGACCGAAGCCGUGUCCGUCCUCCUCGAGUACUUCAACUGGUACAACGUCAGCAUCGUGUCGUCGUCGGAAUCGAACCGCCUCAGCGUGAGCGAGAGCCUGCAGUUGAAGCUGCCCACGAAGAAUAUUCACAUCAGCGACGUCAAGAUCUACGCGAGCCCCUACAUCCCGCCCCUCUAUGAACCCGAAAACGGGGUGGAGCCUGAGAUGCGUGCGAUUGUCCGGGAGACCUACGAACACACUAGAAUCUACAUCUUUAUUGGCGAGCUUUGGGAGGUUUACGAACUUCUACACGAGAUGAUGUACCAUGGUCUCUUAGAAAACGGCGAGUAUAUGGUCAUCUGGGCUAACCAAGAGAACUUCGAUUACAAGCAACUUCAUCUCUUUCAGGGAGAUCCUUACCUUCGCCAACCUUCGAGGGAGGUCAUGAUGUACUACCGGACGUUGCUGGCGCUCUUUCUCUCUCCUGCUACCGAUCCGAGUUACGAUAAUUUCCAACGAAAGACCUAUAAAAAACUCCAGGAACCCCCUUUCAACUUUGACUUUGGAGAUGCAGUUGACGUUCUCGGAAUUCCUAUCGAGGCGGCCUACCUCUACGACAAUGUGUACAACGUGUAUGCUCCAGCACUGAACGAGACCUUGGCCGCUGGUUACGACAUCAGGAAUGGAACGGAGAUCCUGCGCAGGAUUUUGUGCAGGAAACAUGCUAGUAUAACGGGGCGACCAAAGUAUAUAGAUGCACGCGGUGACGCCUAUGCCGAUAUAACAGUGAUUGCGGUCAAGUUGGGAGAGGACGUCGACGAAACAUUCGGCUACAUCAUGCACCCCGUCGCCACCAUCAAAAUCACGAAUAGCACCCCGGAAGUAGAACAGUCAUGUCUUGGAAACGGAACAUCUUUCCAAUGGGUGUACGAGCCUAUCAACGGGACCUUCAUUCCGUGGAUCAGCGGUAGCGUGCCCCUGGCCGUGCCCACCUGCGGCUUCUACGGCGAGUUCUGUGACACACCCUACAGACCCAUCGUCGAGAUCGUCUCGGGUGUCGUCGGCGGUCUUCUUCUCGUCAUCCUCAUCGUUGCCAUCACCGUGUAUAGAAAUUGGAAAUACGAGCAAGAGCUUGCGAGUCUCCUGUGGAAGAUCGACUAUGCUGAUAUUCAAACUAAGCGGCAUAACGGAUCAACUAUAUCUGCGAUUAGUAAGCUGAGUCUGAUGACCACUGACAGCAAGAAUUCCGUGGACCCUUACAGAUGCCAGAUCUUCACUGAAGUAGGAACCUAUAAGAACAUGUUGGUAGCCAUCAAGAAGAUACACAAGAGACACGUCGACCUCACCAGAUCAGUGCGAAAGGAACUCAAAAUUAUCAGAGACCUACGUCAUCCGCAUCUUAACCAGUUCAUCGGCGCAUGUGUAGAUCCACCUAACAUUUGCACCAUCACAGAGUAUUGCCCUAAAGGAAGCUUACAGGAUAUCUUGGAAAAUGAUGAGGUCAAGUUGGACAGCAUGUUCAUUGCAUCAUUAAUCGGAGACAUCUUAAAAGGCCUAAGCUGCCUGCACGCCAGUGAAACGCACUCGCAUGGCAACCUCAAGUCCAGUAAUUUGGUGGUGGACAGUCGAUGGGUACUCAAGAUUACAGACUUUGGGCUCCACCAGUUCAGGAGCGGUAGCCGUCCGCCUGAGAUUGGUGAACACGCAAAAUACGAGAAGCUACUCUGGCGGGCACCAGAGCUACUCCGAGACCCCGCACCUAGACCAGAGGGUACUCAGAAAGGUGACAUGUACUCACUAGGUAUCAUCCUGUAUGAGAUGGCUACGAGGCAGGGUCCUUAUGGCAAGUGUGUCCUAGGACCAAAAGAAAUUGUAGACAAGGUGACUCACCCGCUGGACCCCAACACACCGUUCCGACCCAACGUGAUGGAGGUUGAUGACUGUCCGAACUGCAUGCUGACUGGUAUGCAGGAGUGCUGGAACGAAAACCCUGAUGAAAGACCGGAAGUCAAGACCCUCACCACAAGACUCAAGCCGCUGCAGAAGGGAAUGAAGCCGAAUAUCUUGGACAACAUGAUCGUCAUCAUGGAGAAAUAUGCUAAUAACCUGGAAGACAUCGUGGAGGACAGGACCCACCAACUUAUAGAAGAGAAGAAGAAAACGGAUAACCUUCUCCAUCAGAUGCUACCAAAGCCUGUGGCGAACCAGCUGAAGCGUGGGAUGCAGGUAGUCCCAGAGUCGUUCGAAUGUGUCACCAUCUUCUUCAGUGAUAUCGUCGGCUUCACCAGUUUGUCCUCAGAAAGCACACCGUUCGAGGUGGUCGAUAUGCUGAACGACCUCUACACGCUCUUCGACGAGAUCAUCAGCUACUACGAUGUCUACAAGGUGGAGACCAUCGGCGACGCUUACAUGCUCGUCUCUGGACUUCCUCUCCGGAACGAGAAGAAGCACGCGGCCGAGAUCGCCUCGACGUCGCUCCACUUGCUCGAAGAUGUGAAGGCCUUCAAGGUUCGACAUCGUCCGGAGGUCAACCUCAAAUUGAGGAUAGGCAUCCAUUCAGGAUCAACGGUAUCUGGAGUUGUUGGUCUGACUAUGCCCAGAUAUUGUCUCUUUGGAGAUACCGUCAAUACCGCAUCCAGGAUGGAAUCUAAUGGAGAAGCCCUGAAGAUCCACACCAGCUCAGAGACGAAGAAUCUUCUGGAACAAAUGGGAGGAUUUGUGGUGGAAGAACGUGGCCUUAUAAGCAUGAAGGGCAAAGGGCAACUGGUCACGUACUGGCUGAUCUCUGCCGAUCCAUCGUACCGCCGUAGCUCACCCUUCCGCACAGCAGAAGAAAACGCCACCGUAGGCCUUUUCGAUUCAACGCACGGGAACCACUCGAACCGCCAUUCUAAGAUCAGCGCGCAGCCGCAAAAGGAGCCAUUCGCGAAGCGAUUGGAAGCCGAUGGCCGUCCUGCCAAUCCCAAUGUGUGUCGUGACGUCAUGAAACCCUUUCCGGAUCAACCCGGCGUAGAUCGCCAGAGACCGCAUUCCAUGUUCGCACCCGGCAGUCACGGUGGCACACCAAACCACUUUCCCAACUCGACCCUCAUUGACUUCAGCCAGCUUAACAACUCGAACGAAAACUCGCCCAAAGUAACGGACCGGUUACUGGGACACCUCGACAGGAACGAUAGCGGCGAGGCAAAGGUUGAUUUGUCGUCGUGCACGAAUUCGCUGUUAGACAAGCGACAGAGGCUAAACGACAGUGCCUUGGACUACUCUAGCAGAAACAGUAACAGCCAGAUCAAGGAAGGGUUCCUUGACAACGAAGUGGAGACCGUCGUAUGAGGGCGCUGUAACUAAACAUUGACUGCAGAAGGAGGGUCUCCGCAAGAAACCCCCGAUAAACUCAUGUGACUUUCAAAAGCACAGUACUAUGUUAUUAUGAGUAAACUAUUACGGGAUGUUGUUCUCUUGUGUUGAUGCACUCACUGUUAUGCUUUCUUGCCGAACUCAUGGCAAUUGAUAAAAUAUUCUUCAGAUUUAUGCCCUGAUAUUGGAAACGGAUGACAGCACUGUUUAUGUUUUACCUGUGUAAUCACAUUCAUUGGAUACGUGUUUCAGUCCACAUAUAUGUACAUAUAUCCAUUUCGUUGCGAUUCGCGGUGAAUAAGUAUGGAGUGUGUAUGAUUAUGGAUUAACACAUUCUAAAAGUUUUAAUCCAUCUGCAUCGAAGAACCUUUCACUGUGGAAGACAAAAUGUUUUUAUUCUGUUUGUGAGCUUUAAGGAUUUCUUAACGACAGUCAACAACGACAUGAUAACUGACGCCCUCAUCGUUGAGCAGAAGUACUGGCCCUACGUGACCACCGAGACAAGAAG
Molecule: messenger RNA, 3913 nt
Organism: Strongylocentrotus purpuratus (purple sea urchin)
Lineage: Eukaryota; Metazoa; Echinodermata; Echinoidea; Camarodonta; Strongylocentrotidae
Product: speract receptor
Exons: 19
Coding region: 277-3381 (1034 amino acids)
Biological process (GO): intracellular signal transduction; cGMP biosynthetic process; protein phosphorylation
Molecular function (GO): guanylate cyclase activity; peptide receptor activity; protein kinase activity
Source: RefSeq, a predicted model, not a curated record